CUUUUUUUCUGUCUCUGACAUCGGUUGCGUUUCCAUGUGAUCGACCAUAGUAUUUUUUUUAUUUUUUAUUUUUUUGAUUACUUGAUCGACCAUAGCAUCACACUUGUGAGUUGGUAACAAGUCCACCUUUUUCCCCUUUAAUCUUAAAUCAGCCCUGCUUGUUGAUUGAUGAUCCCAAUUUAUUUGAUUGACUACUCCAAAUAAAUCGUACUUGGAGUUUAAUCCAAAUGACAUUAGCCAAGUCCUAAGACUAAGAGCCUUUAUAUCUGUAGCAUAUAGAACAAGUUGAUACGGAGGCAUGCAUGACCCACCGACUUCUUUAAAAGUAAUGUUAUGUCACAGAAGUGGCAUGCAUGUCGACCACCGGUAUUUUUCAAUUUAUUAUUUUUUUAUAAAUAUAGUAAAUAAUAAUUAUUGAAAAAUGGAUAAACUUUCCAGAUCUGAUGCCAUUUAAUUAUCCACAGAUAUGAUAAAGAAAGAGAGAGAGAGAGAGACCCGUUUCGAGACGUUACGUGUUCUGCGUAUAGUAUAGUAUAGUAUAGCCUUUCUUCUUUCUUCUUCACAUUUAGUUGGCUAUAAAGAGCGAACCCAACCGCACUCUGUUUUUCAUUCAUAUUUUCCACUUACAACUAAAACUAAACCGAGGAAGAAAGAGCAGAGAGUGAGAGAGAGAGAUCAAAGAAUGGCGGGAAUCAUCCAGAAGAUCGGGGAGAAGCUCCACAUGGGCGGUGGAGCAGAACAGCACAAGGACACAAAAGAUGAGCACAGCAAGGACAAGCAGCACUCCUCCUCCUCCGCCGACGCCCACAAGCAGCAGGGCGAGCACAAGGAAGGCAUCAUCGACAAGAUCAAGGACAAGCUCCCCGGCGGCGGCGGCGACCACAAGGAAACCGCCGGCACCCACGACGGCGAGAAGAAGAAGAAGAAGAACAAGGACAAGAAGAAGGACAAGAAGAACCACGACGGGGGACACGACAGCAGCAGCAGCAGCGACAGCGACUGACCGGCCCGGCCCAGCUGAUUUCUCUUAAUAAUCAAGGUGACUACCAAUUAAUUAAGUAUUUUCAUCAUCAAAUAAUUAAUCUGAAUCUGGGAAUCAGAUCUAAAAUCGAUUUCUCCGAAUCUAAUCUCAAAUUUUUUUUUCCUUGUUCAUGCUCAGGGUUUUACUGUGCGAAGCUCCAUCUCACACAACGUUUGCCAGAGUGCUUGCUUUGCUUUGUGUGGAACUAUUUAGCUAGAAGAAUAAUCGACCCAUGCUGUGCUGUUUUCUUCUUCUUAUUUUGGAUCUGGUCAUAUCCCAUAUGUGUUCCGCCGUUUCACUGUUGUGAGCUAUCCUUUUAUGUAUGUCUAUGUGUCUCUGCUAAUCUCUGUUUUAUGCUUAUUAAGACUCCUUAUCUAAGCUACCUACCUGUUCCCUCUUUUUAGUUCAAUCAAAAUGCCAACCAAGAGUGUGGAAACUGAAGGAGGUUGUAAACAUCCUAGGCCAAAAAUAAUAAAUUUCAACAACUCUUACUAUCAAUCAAUACCCUAUUAUAGAAUCUCAAACUUUAAUCAAUAUACUUUUAAUGAUCCCCACCAAAAAAAAAAAAAACGUUCAUCUAACUUUGUUGAUGUCGCAUAAUGAACUUGCCCGGGUAUGUAUUUUACGACUUAAAACUCCAUUGGGAAGAAAUUUUGAGUUCUAUCACCCAUUUCGUCGGUUUGUUGAUGAUAGUAAGCGAGUCUUCUACCACUUCUAGUGUGGCCAUAGUUGAAUAAAAACUUGUAAUUCGACACACUUCCCAAAUAAAAAACCCUAAAAUUCAAAACUGAGAUGACAAAUCUCUAAAAUAUAAGGAGACACAUUCAGAACUCCAAAUUGUAGGGUUUUGAAUUUCCGAGAGUGAUUUCUGGAAGGACAGGUCGAACAUUUCACCUUUUUAAUUGCAACCUCUGAGAGAAGGCCACAUAAAGACCAAAUUUGUUGUAACACGAAUUCACUUAAAAGCCCAAACCAAAUCUCAUUUGAAAAAGCCCAAAAUUGGCUGGCCAGGUAGGGAUUGGUUCUAUCUAAGGUGAGCUCAUUCUACCUCCAGUCACCUCUUCAGUUCUUCCUUUCUCUGCCGGCAAGCGACAGCCAAUAAUCAAUUGGCACCAAAUCCCUUAAUCCCUUCACUAUGCCCAAUUUCAUUUUACCCGUUCCUAGGUUACUUCUAUUUUUUAUAUUCUUCAUCUUCGGCUGAGUUUGAUGGUUAUUCAUAUUGGAAUACCCAUUCGAGCCAUGGUGAAAAAUUCAAUUUCGAGGUCGACAUGGGAAGUUAUCGAUUGGUGGAAAUUAGCGUCGUGGCCAUAAGCAGAGGAAGCAUGAGUCGAUUUUACCCGAGUCCCUUCACCAGCUGAGUGUACAAAAAAAGGAAGGAAAAUGAUCAGCUACGCAGUUGAGUUCCUUACCAUUAUCCCAUCUCCGAUCCACUUCCCCGCAAAAUCCGUCCAAGGUAUCGACUGCACCCCAUGUCAGAUUCGACGAUGUUGCUGGUCGUGUCUACGAGGAAUUUUGUUCAUUACAUCAACUAUCAGAUUCGUCAUUUAUAUGCCCCAUGCCAAUAGAAUCACUUCACAGAGCAGAUUGCAAUUCUUCAGUCCUCUGUUCUUCACUUCUCCCAGGUUCAUAGUCUUCUCAACUUUUUUUUAAAAAAUUGUGUAUCAGCAUCGGCAAGAUAAUUUAAUCCUUUAGUACUUUUCUUUCUCAUGUAUGUUAGCCUUUUGCAAGAUGGAAGUCAACAGAAUGCGAGACUUGGAUUCGAAGAAACAACUAUAGUUUCUAGGUUGUGGCUUGGAGUGAAUGUCACCACAGACAAAAUACUCCAUUUGGACUUGAUCCUCAUGGAUUCAAAGGUAAUCUUGCUUUGUAUAGCGAAAUAAAUUCCAGCUUUUAACAAUGAAGUGGCCUAGUUCUAAUUUCUAUUUUAUGACACCCAGGGCAAUGACAUAUUUGUUCUUAUUUGUCCGGGGCUGCAACAGAAGUUCAAGCAACUGCUAAAGGAGCACCAUGUUUACAUAAUCACGGACUUUGAUAUCAAAGCAACCAGUUUGACACACCGAGCGAUUGUCAAUCCAUAUGUAUUGUCCUUUACUCGAAAAACAACUGUUCAACAUAUCUCUAACAUCUCCUUCAUUCCUACUUUCAAGUUCACUUUCAUGAAAGCAAGUGAUAUCCAUCUAAAAAAGAGGAAAAAAUCAUCCUCUCAGGUUAAUUCCUCAACUCAUUCUAUUUUGGAUGGUACUGACCCUUCAUUGCAGCUCAUGUUAAGUAUUUAUUUCUUAGAUGUUAUGGUACAAAUUUUCAAUAUUUGUAGUACUACAAAACCUAAUCUAAUGGUUAUAAUUUGGGAAGGAAAGAUCAAAUGGUCCACAUCAUAAAAGGGAAAGGAGGAAAAUAAGAGGGGCUACCUAGAUUUACGGCCCAGUUGUCUGGAUUUGGAGCGGGCUGACAUAUAUUAUUCCUAGACCAUUUUCAAAUUGCAUACAAAAAUUCAAUGGACUAUAACACAUUCAUUUUACAUAGGACUUCAAAAAAAAUUUGUACACAAAAAUCAUAUUCAAUUUGUGCCCAACAAGAUGAUAUUUUUUGGAGUAAACAUUUUUCAGGUCAUCAUAUACCACUGCUAUAUCUCUAUAUUACUUUUUUUUAUAAACAUCUCUAAAUUACUUCUGAUAGUGGUAUGAUAUCAAAAUGGUAUAAUGGUGAUAUGCUAGUGAUAUAAUGUUGAUAUGAUAGUGAUAUUAUGUUGGUAUGAGUUCUUAUGUUCGAACAAAUGUUUUGAUAAUAUCAUAUCAGUGUCUUAUCAUGAUAAUAUCCACUACAACAAAUUCGGUCUAUUGUGACGGUAGGAUUUUGUCAUAUUAGACCUAUGUUUUGUCAAAUUAGGGUUAUUAUGACAAAGGUUGUUGUCACAAGGUGUUGUCAUUUAAUCUCCGCCAGGAUAGGUCAAAUGUGACAAAGAUUUAAAAUACAGUUGUCACAUUUGGUGUAUGAUAUUGUGACAAAGUCUUGUGUCAUAAAUGGUAAAAAAGUGAUAAAUAGUUUUGUCACAAUAAGGGUGUGGUUUGUCACAUUUGGACUUUGGUUUGUCAGUUUAUCUCAUGUUCUAGUUAGUCUAUUGUGACAAACGGAGAUUUUAUGAUGAAAUAUUUUGUCAUUAGUUUUGUCGUAAUUUGAUGAUUUUUCAGAAUUGUUAUUCAUAUUACAUGAUUAUACGACGAACAUAUUUUGUCAUUAUUGCAUAUUAUGACGAGUUUGGUUUGCGGGGAAGGUGUUGUAUGUGCCUCUUGUCACAAUAUUUGUUAGGUAAUAUACAAUAAAGUCAUGAAUUGACU
This is a messenger RNA of Linum trigynum, 4356 nucleotides long. Lineage: Eukaryota; Viridiplantae; Streptophyta; Magnoliopsida; Malpighiales; Linaceae. The record is from the annotation of a GenBank genome assembly.